This is a messenger RNA of Trametes versicolor FP-101664 SS1, 1559 nucleotides long. RefSeq lists its product as uncharacterized. The record is from RefSeq and is a predicted model, not a curated record. Lineage: Eukaryota; Fungi; Basidiomycota; Agaricomycetes; Polyporales; Polyporaceae. The transcript is spliced from 6 exons. Bases 283 to 1530 code for a protein of 415 amino acids.
CCGGUGUCAGAUCUUCCGAUUGCGAGCCUUCCGGUGCCGUUCGCGGAAAGCCAUCCAACGGCAAGUCCAACAAGCAAGAUCAUCCCGUUCUGGGACAAGCCCAGGAUAAUUCCAUUCUGGGAGAAGACCGAUAACGUCACAAAAGCCAAAGGGGAGGAAAACAAGAAGGACGACGCGGGAUCGCUGUCUACCGAGGAUGGAGGCAGACCGAAAGAGCCUCGGCAGCAAACACCCCCUGAAACGACAGCAGAGACGGUGAAUAACACGACGUUCACCUAUAAGAUGUCCCCAAACACAAUACUGGAAGACGCUGGCCAAUAUGCACUCAACGCGAGCAUAUCCUCUAGGAGAUUCGAAGACCUUAGGAUUCUCGCGUUCUCAAGACGCAUUUCACCCAACCGCGUUGGCGCACCACGCGCAAUGUACGCCAAUAGCACACUUGUGACGCGAGCGCUGCCCAGUCUCUUCCAGGACGAACGCCUUGACGAGGUUUCUGAUGCGGGACUGGCCCUCUGUGACGACAUUUCAGUAUCGGCCACAUACUACGGCUACGGGGAUGACAGCGAUCUGGACGACGAUAAGUCAGAUGGAUCUGAGAGCUCCGAGGACGAGACAGACUCGGAGAGUGCCCCUUCCGAUCGGAAGGACGAGGACGAAACCCCAGAGAAUAAUACCCAGCGAAGGCCAGUCGCGCACCAGGCCGCUGAAGACGCGAAGCCUCCACCUCCUACAGCAACGAGCAAUGUGGCUGACCCGUCCGCGGCGCCCGCCGCUCCCGCAGAAGCCCGCAGUCCCCGGGUGAAAGCAGAAGCCAGCGACCUCGUAUCGGCGAACACAGCCACGACCACAAAGCCAGCGACAACCCCGGGUCCCCAGGUGCGGACGGGGGCAAGCACGCCACGUAAACCGACACUCAAGCUUCCUGACACCAACGCCCGGGUGGCGCUGUACUCCCCCUCCGGGUCGGAGGGGCCCCGUACUGUCUUUGCGAUAGAUACAGCCUAUCGCACAUGGCGUGCGGUCGUGUUCUAUGCGUACACGUAUCGGGUCGCGUUCGCCCCUUUGCGAUCUCAAGGACUUCCGUUCAAACUUGCGGACGAAGACGACCCGUCUCAGCUUCCCAUUUGCUCGCCCAAAUCAAUGUAUCGUCUUGCAAUGAAGUACGGCAACACAGAGCUCGAACGGCUUGCUGGGGACGACAUCGCGUCAAAGCUAUCCACGCAAAACGUACUCGCGGAAUUGUUCUCGCCCUUCACUGCCAGGUACCCGCAAAUACAGGAUAUGGAGCUUAACUUCGUCGUCGCGCACCUCAAGCACCCCCACAUCGCCGUCGAGCUGCCGACUUGGAUCGACCGCUUCGCGCGCGGCGAGCUGAAGGAGUGCGCGGACACUUUCGGACGGCUCAUCCACAAACUUGCGUGCGCUGCGACUGUGACCGUGGCAACGGGCGGGUUAAAUGCGUGUCCCCGAGGGUGCGCGAUGUCGACCGUGCAGCACCGGUGCACCAUGUGCGGACUUUCGUUCAACUGAGCUCGGGGAGUGGAAAUCACUAUGCGGGG